UAGCUUUCAAGUUUGUAUUGCAUCAUCGUAUCUGUGAUAUUGAUUACAGCGCACACUGUUGGUUUUAAGAGUAUUGUGUUCACUUGUCAGUUAUAAUUGUAAUUGUUGGUAGCAUGGAGAAAAGUGGUAAUCCUCCCCCAUACGGAUGGGGCAAUGGUUAUCACGUGCAAGUGCAACCACCGCCGGCGGCGCCGCCGAGCUACUCGCAGGCGGUCGGGGGAGUCGGACCCUCUAGCCCCUACACUCCUCAUUAUCCUCCCACUGCCGGACCUCAAAUUGUAACUACAGUUGUACCAGUUGGACCACAGCCUACCCACAUGAUCUGCCCAAGCUGCCAUGCUGAAAUAGACACUGCCACCAAAACGAAACCAGGCCUGCUUGCAUACAUAUCUGGUGCUAUCAUAUUUUUGUUGGGAUGUUUCUGCGGGUGCUGCCUCAUCCCUUGCUGCAUAGAUAGUUGCAUGGUGAUACACCACAAAUGCCCCAACUGUGGGGCCGACCUUGGACGUUAUCAACGAUAAGGAUCUACUCAGUGUUAUUAGCCGUGUAAAUAAUACAUAGUAGUAGGUAAAAUCAUUUUCAUACGAAACGAAAUUAACAAUGAUCUGAAUCCAAAAAUCUCCGCAUUUAAUUUUGCCAGAGAUGUAUUUUUAAGGAUGAAUUUUUAGCAUGUUUAAACCUUAUACUACUUUAACAAUUUACACCAGUUAACUGAGGGCUUAUUGGCCUAAAAAUCGAUUUUUCUUAUAUGCAGACUAUUAAUAUUAACUAUAUGAAUUUGUGCUGCUAAUUUCAGACAAAAUGCCAAAUAACCUUCCAUUUUAUUAAUGUAAUAUGUGUGAAUCUCAGAUUAUUUAGCAGCUGGGUUUAGGCACAGACACUGCAUUAUUGAGCGUUUACAAAGAUCAUGAAGUCACCGGGACACCACAUAUAGGUACAAACAAACAAUUUGAGCAGUACUUUUAGCAGCAGUACCAAGUUGUAUUUUACACCAUUUUAUACUAUAUAAAUAGCCCAUUUAUAUACCCCCAAAGCUAAAUCGUUAUUGGGAGUUUUUGGGUAAGUACUGGUCGUAAUUGUGGACGCAACUAAAAUAUGCGGUCAUGCUCCCAUACAACAUUUAUACCAGUGAUUAUUGUGGUGACCUGGUUUGUCUUAUGUGCUCCGUCUAGUAGUUAAGGUGGUAGGUUUAGGGUCAAAGUAAAUUUCACUCAUGGCUCAUGGCUCUUGGUACUGCAAAACUUAUGAUAGGAAGCAGCUAUCACCAACUCAUGAAUGUCGUUUUUGAAGAGAAUAUACACAGUUCAACAAUGUUUCUACAAUGUCUCUCAUUCCUGAAUAAAAUGUGUCAAAAUGUUAUAUGUAAGUUUGUAUGUUGUCAUCUACAUGGUAUUCGAAAAAUUUCAAUCAAUUGUUCGUAAUAAACUUAAACAUUUAAACUUUACUGUCUUCCGUGUUUCAAUUUCAACAAUAUACAUAGAGUAACUUAAUCUUAACCAUGAAACUAACUUUUUUUAUCUUUUUAAAGUCAUAUUUAUUAAUGGUUGUAUCACAUAAUUACUAUUAUUUUUUGUGAGCCAUGAAUUUAGUAAUUCCGGUUAUGUGUUCAUUUCAGUCAUUACUAAUUUAAGUUGCCUAUUAGAUAUCACAAGUUCUGUAUUUAGUAUCUAUCUGUAAUUAAGGUAAAUUAUAAGUAAGUUCUAGCA
Molecule: messenger RNA, 1706 nt
Organism: Cydia fagiglandana
Lineage: Eukaryota; Metazoa; Arthropoda; Insecta; Lepidoptera; Tortricidae
Product: LITAF domain-containing protein
Exons: 3
Coding region: 114-521 (135 amino acids)
Molecular function (GO): zinc ion binding
Source: RefSeq, a predicted model, not a curated record